AUGGCGAUGCGGGGCGUCGAUUUCAAGUGGUACGACGGCUUCUUCCUCUCCAUGCUCGCCACCAGCGUAAUCAUCGUGUCCAUCAACUGGAGGAGGUACCGCCUCUGCGCCCACCCGCUCCACAUAUGGAUCGUCGUCGACUACACCACCGUCUUCGUCUUCCGCCUCCUCAUGUUCCUCGACAACGGACUCGCAGCAGGGAUGGGGCUGGAUCUUGGAUGGCAACAGAGAUAUACUCGUUUCUGUGGGAGGAUAGUUGUUCUGUCAGUCCUUGUUCUUCUUCUGUACCCCUUCCUGUGGGUUUGGACUGUGAUAGGAACAUUGUGGUUUAACAGUGCAAGGAGCUGCCUGCCAGAGGAAGGACAAAAAUGGGGCUUCCUGAUAUGGCUGCUUUUCAGUUACUGUGGCCUCGCCUGUAUUGCAUGCGUGGCUGUUGGAAAGUGGCUAAACCGAAGGCACGCACUCCGCCUGAGGGCACAGCAGGGGAUUCCGGUCUCUGAAUACGGGGUUUUGGUUGACAUGAUUCGUGUGCCUGACUGGGCAUUUGAGGCGGUCGGCUUGGAACUGAGAGGAAUGGGCCAGGACACUGCAUACCAUCCUGGUCUUUAUCUGACAGCAGCCCAGAGAGAAGCUGUGGAGGCUCUUAUCCAGGAGCUCCCCAAGUUCAUGCUGAAAGCCGUCCCAACAGACUGCAGCGAGUGCCCGAUCUGCCUGGAGGAGUUCAAGGUGGGCAACGAGGACCCGCCGCCCACCACCGCGUCCCCUCCCACCCAGACCCAGUCCCCUGUCCCAGCCGCCGCCCCGCAAGCUUACGCGCAGCCAGCGGCAGGGCCCAUCGUCGUCGCCGCGCCGCAGCCCAGGCUCACCUGGUACCGCGCCUUCAUCGCCGCCGGGCUGCUGCUCGGCUUCGGAGCCAGCGCCGCAGUCUUUGUCAAGAAGCUGCUCCUUCCCAGGCUCAAGUCAUGGAUCCGCAGGGUCGUCGCCGAGGGCCAUGAGGCGACCGAGCUCAAGGCCAAGAUCGACGAGGAGACCAGGGAGGCCGUCAAGGCCUCCGCGACGGCCGUUUCCGCCAUCGCUCAGACCAACCAGGAGUUGCUCGCUUCCAAGGACGAAGAAAAGAAGAUACUUGUGACUUUGACGCAAGCCCUGGAUUCCCAAGCAAAGGUGUUGAAAUCAUUGAGUGAGUCGUUGAGCCAUAGCAGGGACUCCGUAAAUAUUACAAGGGAGGAUAGGUUUUCGCACUACCGCCCACUGGAAGAGCAUGCCCCCUCCACCACAAGGAAUGGGCCUGUUAACACUCCAUGGAGACCUCCUCAGCAACCUAAUAUGUAUGGUGCCCCAAACAGUGACUUCGGCUCAGGGAGGCCUUCGUUUGCGCCAGCACCUACUGAACCUACCUCCGGGUCAUAUUCAAGAUCUUAUGUCGAGCAGACGGUGCAGCGAGGGGAUAAUAGAUCUUCUGGGACCAAGACGCAGCAGGCAUUGGAGAUGCUGCAACACGCAGAACAAAAGCUUGCUUAUAGAUCCAACGCCUACUUGAGCGAGGAUGGAUCAUACUCCCAAGCUCAGGACAACUAUGCCCCCUCGUACCACCAGAACGGGAAGGCCCCUGAUUUCCAUGCAGAGGAGCCGAGGCCGCUGGCGUACAGCAGCGGUGUUGUGGAAAGGCCGCCGCCUCAGCGUCAAUGGGUCCCCCCUCAGCCUCCAGGUGUCGCCAUGCCAGAAGCGGCGGCUGCUAUUCGUCAACAGAAGUCUCUUACGAAGCAACCGUCUAGCGACACGUCCGAGGCUGCUGGUGAGGUGCAGGUGAACGGUGCCGCGAGCUCGCCUUCCGUCGCCGCCGCUGAAGUGCCGGUUAAUGGGAGUGCCGCAAGUGAUGCUGGACGCAGCGAGAUCGAAGAGCAGGCGGAAGCUGCUGCUUAG
Molecule: messenger RNA, 1923 nt
Organism: Triticum turgidum subsp. durum (durum wheat)
Lineage: Eukaryota; Viridiplantae; Streptophyta; Magnoliopsida; Poales; Poaceae
Source: the annotation of a GenBank genome assembly